Molecule: messenger RNA, 2568 nt
Organism: Sinocyclocheilus rhinocerous
Lineage: Eukaryota; Metazoa; Chordata; Actinopteri; Cypriniformes; Cyprinidae
Product: BTB/POZ domain-containing adapter for CUL3-mediated RhoA degradation protein 3
Exons: 7
Coding region: 147-1088 (313 amino acids)
Biological process (GO): protein ubiquitination; protein homooligomerization; proteasome-mediated ubiquitin-dependent protein catabolic process
Cellular component (GO): Cul3-RING ubiquitin ligase complex
Molecular function (GO): protein binding; ubiquitin-protein transferase activity
Source: RefSeq, a predicted model, not a curated record
GAAGUGUGAAAAUGAAAUGACAGGACAUUGGACAGGUGGAGUUACUUCCCAUCUACCGCGCGACCCCUGCACGAGUCCGGGUUGCGACCGGAAGUGAUCUAAUUCCAUACCCGUUCCAAGAGGCCCGAAAGAAUCGGGGGAUUUCUAUGGAAGAGAUGUCAGGAGAAAGUGUGGUGAGCUCUGCUGUGCCGGCAGCUACAACACGGACCACCUCCUUCAAGGGGUCCAGUCCCAGUUCCAAAUAUGUGAAGCUGAAUGUCGGGGGAGCGCUGUACUACACCACUAUGCAGACCCUGACCAAGCAGGACACCAUGCUGAAGGCCAUGUUUAGUGGCCGUAUGGAGGUCCUUACAGAUAGUGAAGGCUGGAUUCUGAUUGACAGGUGCGGGAAGCACUUUGGGACCAUUCUGAACUACCUGAGAGACGGAGUCGUCCCGUUACCUGAGAGCCGGAGGGAGACGGAGGAGUUACUGGCAGAGGCAAAGUAUUACCUGGUGCAGGGCCUGGUGGAUGAGUGUCAGGCGGCAUUACAGAACAAAGAUGCAUACGAACCAUUCUGUAAAGUUCCACUGGUGACAUCAUCUAAGGAGGAACAGAGGCUCAUUGCCACUGCUAAUAAGCCUACAGUCAAACUGCUGUACAACAGGAGCAACAAUAAAUAUUCAUAUACAAGCAACUCUGAUGACAAUAUGUUGAAGAACAUUGAGCUGUUUGACAAGCUGUCUCUGAGGUUCAAUGGCCGAGUGCUCUUUAUCAAGGAUGUGAUUGGUGAUGAGAUUUGUUGCUGGUCCUUUUACGGCCAGGGCAGGAAGAUUGCAGAGGUGUGCUGCACAUCAAUAGUCUACGCUACUGAGAAGAAGCAGACAAAGGUUGAGUUCCCAGAGGCUCGCAUCUAUGAAGAGACCCUCAACAUCUUGCUCUAUGAGUCUCAAGAUGGCCGCGGACCUGACAAUGCACUGCUGGAGGCCACAGGUGGCGCUGCAGGUCGUUCCCACCACAUCGAUGAGGAUGAAGAGAGGGAGCGCAUUGAAAGAGUGCGGAGGAUCCAUAUCAAGCGCCCUGAUGACCGCACUCACCACCACCAGUGACUCCACAGUUUCUCCUCUUUUCAGUGCCUUAACAACUACCUACCAGCGCUUCAGUUACACCACUCUAUUUGCACACAGACACGUCAGUUAAGUUUAUCCCGAGUCUUCUUCUUUAAAGAGAAUCGAAUACUCACAGAAUCGCUAGUAUUGAUAAUGUUAUAUGAAUAUAGCAUAUAGGGCAAUGCAGCAUUGACCUCAAACCUCAGUUGUGCACUUUUGAGGACCUCACUAAAAAGAUACUAUGAUGGUGUAAAUGUAAACCGAAGUGCACAACGGAUGGUUAGUAUUACUGCAUUCAUGACAUUCCCUGAACAUUUUGCCCUAUUUGCUAAUCAUAAAGCAAAUUCUAAUGAAUAUAUCAAGUCGAUCAGGUAAACUAUCAUUUAAUUGUAGUUUUGCAGCGAAUGGAUAUUUUCCAGAUUUGGUUGUCAGCCGUAGUAUUUUUGUAGUUGAUAUUAUUUACCUUUUUUUUUUUUGAGUGAAGACUGUAGGGUUCCUGGUGCCUUAUAGGUUAAUACUGGUCUGUUUUGAGAGAUUUUUUGUUGUGUAUUGUGUGAUAGACAUUAGAUUUUUGUGGCUUUUGAGUUUAGUUUAUCCCUCUUUUCUUGUUUAUUUUGUUUGCUUUGUCGCUUUGAACUGAAGUGUUGGAGCCAGGAUUUCACAGUGCUGAUAGUGUGUCUUACUGAGAUUUGAUUUGAGAUUCAAGUGAAAGUGUGGGUGUGGUUUAACAGUCAAGUGAUCAGUGAAUUCAGUGAAGGAGGAUAUUAUUAUUGCCUUAUGAGAAGCAUUCAAUCCAUAACUCCCCUAUUUUUACAGUCAUUAGAGAAGAGUGUCAUACAAAUUAUUAAUCUGUCAAUUUUCAUUUUAUUAUGCUUGUGCAAAAACAUUUAUGUAAGCUGUCACUUGAUUGUAUGUGCUGGAUUUUUUUUGAGAGGUCUGUAUGAGUUUGGCCAAUAGAGGGUAGUAUAGUGUUAUGGUGUUUUCACUCGUACAUGAGGAGGCACUUUUAGAUAAUCAAAGCCAGUAAUUUGUGAAGUUUAGCUACAAUCACUAAAAAAGAUUAUGCUAUUAAAUACCUUUCCACUGCACUGUAUUAAAUUCCAUCAAGUUAAUUACGCUUCUGGGUUUUGUAAGUGAUCGCAUACAAGUAAAGAAACUGAGAUGUAGUCAGAAGCGUUCGGAUGUAACUUAUAUCGCUAAUUGAGUGUAAUCAGAGACUGGACCACGUCAAAGAAGCUCCAGGAAGUACGAGAGUACGGGCUCUCCUCUGCUGCAGACAGCUGGUUUGUGAUCAUUAGUUUUAUUAAAGGUAUAUUUAAAAAAAAAAAAAAAUUAAAUCUGUAAUACUGUAGACAAGUUUGUACAGACGUGCACAUGAAUACAAAUGUUUUACAUACAAAUUAUUUAUACACACAUUAUAACAAAUAAAGAUUUCUACAAAUUUUGUAGAUCAAACUGCGCAUUUGCUUUAUUUUAUUUC